Molecule: messenger RNA, 1231 nt
Organism: Colletotrichum scovillei
Lineage: Eukaryota; Fungi; Ascomycota; Sordariomycetes; Glomerellales; Glomerellaceae
Product: acetyltransferase
Exons: 4
Coding region: 114-1034 (306 amino acids)
Molecular function (GO): acyltransferase activity, transferring groups other than amino-acyl groups
Source: RefSeq, a predicted model, not a curated record
CUCACAUAUCUCUCACAUCAUUGCUGCAGCAUACCACACCAUCACACACAAAUGUCUCAAAAAGGCACUCUACUUUACAUCACAUAGACAGGUAUUGAGACUCAUCAGUUAUAAUGGCAACGAUACACACCUCCGUCCCGGAAGGUCUCAUCCCUCUCCUGGAAUUUCACCUCCCAAAUUCCCUCGUCCUCCUCCGCCGCCUCCAGUUCACCCGCUUCAAGGACGGCAUGCGCCCAACAGCCCGCAUCAUCCUAGCAUCAGACGCACCACUCUCUUCGACUACCUCACAAGGAGAAAAUGGCAUGGCCUCUGACGAACAGCCGCGCAACUUCUGCGCAGCAUACCUCGACUUCGGCAGUACCAAAGAAACCCAACUCUUCAUGUUCUCAACACUCGAAGACGCCCCCAACAAAACUUUCACGGAUGAGGACAAGGAAACAGCUGAAAACCAAAUCGCAGCAGUCCUCAAUGCUGUAACACAAGUAAGCAAACAACAACCAGACAACAGAACGCUCCCUGGUGCGUGCCUCGUCGGAACCCUCGCCACACCCACGCGGGACGCCAUGCUCCGGGCCGGCGUGCGCGUGACACCUCGCCAGGACUAUGAGUACGAGAAAUGGCUGUUCCGCGUCGAUGACAUUCCGGAUUUCGAGGGCCGUGUGACGCUGCCCGAGGGAGCUACGUGGGGUCCGGCUACGGAGAGGGAUUGUGAGAUUGUGAUUUCCAGGACGGACAUUCCGCGUCAAGUAAAGACGUUGAUGUCGUGGCCAAGUUUGUUUCUCAAACUAGAGGAUGGAACGCCUAUCGCAUGGUCAUUCCUCGGCACCGAUGCAUCGUUAUCAAGUCUCCACUGCGAGCCACCCUACCGACAGAGAGGCUACGCAAAGGCUCUGGCAUCGAAGUUGAUCAAGAGAGGUACGAGCGAGUACGGCGCCGAUGGUUGGGCGUCCGCCGACGUGGCGCCGUAUAAUACGGGGAGCAAGAAAAUGUGCCAGAGUCUCGGUGGGAGACAUACCUGGAACGUUUCGUGGUGAGUCGUUAUAUUUUCCGCGUAGUAACAAGGUUUAUCUAACAGUGAAGCGGCUAGGAAUGUCAUUCAUCUUCACGAGGUAUAGAUGAAGAUGUGAAAAACAUCAAUCUAGAAGUUUGCUUCAUAUUACCUAUUACAUAGUAGAUGUACAUAUCAGCAACCUUAUAAAUUGCAUUGAUGUAGUCAAAGAUUUACCUAGAC